This is a messenger RNA of Trichomonas vaginalis G3, 996 nucleotides long. Its product is annotated as regulation of response to stimulus. The record is from RefSeq and is a predicted model, not a curated record. Lineage: Eukaryota; Parabasalia; Trichomonadida; Trichomonadidae. The transcript has a single exon. The coding region runs from base 1 to 996 and encodes 331 amino acids.
AUGACAGAUAUUCCGAAUGCAAGUUAUAUAAAUAACUUUCAAACACUUUUAAGUGUACAAUCAGAUGAACCUGAUUUAAUUAUUUCUUCAAAAUGUGAAGUAAUUUAUGGUAAAGAUGAAAAUGAAUAUGCAUUUCGUGCUGUGACAUCUACAAUGAAAUCAUUUUCUUUCCAAUCAAAUCCGUUAUUAAGAUUAAUCAAUAACUACGCUUUUUAUCAAUGUUCAUCAUUGACAAAUAUUGAUCUUUCUCAAUGCACAAAACUUACUUCGAUUGGUAAAUAUGCAUUUGCAUACUGUUCAUCUGUCACAAACAUUCUCCUUCCAGAAGGACUGACCACAAUCGGAACGUAUUCAAUCAGCUACAUGAAACUGACAUCGAUAAUUAUUCCAUCAACAGUUAAAUCGAUCGGUUCAGCUGGCGUAGGCCGAAUGAAAACUUUAACAACAAUUACGUUUGCAGCAAAUUCCAAAUUAGAGAGGAUUGUUUUUAAUAACUUUAUAUCGGAUGGUUUAACUUCUUUUCAAGUUCCUGAGAGUGUUAGUUACAUGUCAGGAACAGCAUUUAGCGGUGUUCGCACAAUUGAAAGAGUUUCUGUCCAUCCAUCGAAUAAAAACUUUUGGAGUGAUGGGAAAGUCAUAUAUGAUAUGAAAAAUACUACAUUAAUUUACUUCGCCAGUGCAAUAACCGGUUCAUACCAAAUAUUGCCUUCUGUAACUUCAUUAAGCUCAGGAGCAUUUUUCCAAACUUCAUUGUCAUCAAUUGAAAUACCUAAAUCAGUUAAAGCAAUCGGAUCUUACUGUUUUGCUGUUGCAUCAAAUUUGAAACAAAUUGAACUCCCUCCUCAAAUAAAAAUCAUUGAGGAAUUUGCUUUCACAGGGUCAGGAUUAACAUCAAUUGUAAUUCCGGAUAACGUUACUAUUAUUAAGGAUGGUGCAUUUUCUAAUUGUGGAGCAUUGAGAAAUAUCAAACUUCCAAAGAACUUGAACGAAAUAUAG